Messenger RNA from Coffea arabica (coffee), 2899 nucleotides. The record is from RefSeq and is a predicted model, not a curated record. NCBI's taxonomy places the organism in Eukaryota, Viridiplantae, Streptophyta, Magnoliopsida, Gentianales, Rubiaceae.
UAACAACACAACCACUGGUCAGCCUGCAGUUAAUGGUUUCGGCACUGAUAACACAAAAUCAAUGGCAAAUGUCAUCAAGAAAUAUGUAACAGCUGGUUCUGCAGUCAUACUGAAAUAUGUUGCACUUCCUUUAUUGGCGAACGCAUCCCUAGAGAUUGAGAGGUUGUUGUGGUGAAGGGGAAACAGGGAUCAGAUGCUGAAAGAACAUCCAAAAUGUUGUCUUAACCACCUUAUUUUGACCAAACAUGGAAACAGUUAGCUGACGAUGUAUAGAGACCAUCACAUUUUCAUGUUAUUUAGUUCCUCACAGGUUUUACAUAGGACUUUGUAUACAUGUUACACAAGUAUUCUGGUGAAACAGGUGUCGUAGGAUCUCUACAAGUCCAAGACAUCAGAGGCGUCCAAGUGGUACCUCUCUUAUGUUGCAGCUGCGGAUCUCCUGUGGUUGGCAAGAGAAGCGGUACCUCUCUUAUGUUGCAGCUGCGGAUCUCCUGUGGUUGGCAAGAGAAGCGCACCAUCCUGUGGAAGGUCCGAGAUCGGAAAUGACGAUGAAGAAAUUGAGAUGGGCAAUGGACAGUGGGUUCUGGGAUUUGGACAUGUCUACGCCGGUUACUUUGGACGGCAAGGCACGCCCUGUCGCCGGCGACCCUCUGCCUCUGGGCGUAAGCCGCGGCGCCAGGCUUUCGAGGCCCAGACAGAUCGAUUUCUUCCAGCGUUUUAUGGCUGCACCCUUUGUCCCUUCUUUCACUCCUGACCGCGGUCUUGCUCUUGAAAGGGUCUUCUCUCUUCCCCUGCCUUCUUCCAUUGGUGAACGCUGGUUUGCAACAUUACUUGGACAAUUUAAUAUCCAGAAGUUUGUGACCUCUAUCAAAAAGGAUGGGACAUUGCAAAUGUCAGAACCAUCAUGGUUACAACGCAUCAAAAAACACCUUUCUGAAAAAUCCCUUUAUGCUUUCAACCUCUGUUCAGAACUUUUGGUAACACCUGAUGAUACUCUUCUUCUUAGCUAUGAAGGAUAUGGUGAUGAGAAGAACUCUAGGACGAAAGCAGUUCUUCAUCACAAGUUUCCUCAUCAUAAUCUCAUUGUUGAAGCUGCUGGGCUAGAACGUUUUGUUGAUCACAAUGGUAACCACUGGGAUGUUCCAUUUUCUCUGGCAGCUGAUGUUGCCUCAGUUCCUGCUGACUCUAGUACAAGCUAUCAUUUGUGCAUUAAUCACGUGAUGGGUUCACCGAAUGAAGUUCAAACUCAGUCAGCUGGUGGAGCACCUGCUGCUCUACUCCCCGGUUUGUGUGCCAAAUGUGCAGUAUCCUUUAAGAAGAAUGCCAAUAUUUGGACAAGUGAAGCACCAAAAUUAUCAAUGGUGCAACCUUACGACAUUUUUUUGUCCGAUCCUCAUAUUUCAGUGUCCACCCUUCUAGGUGCUGUUGUGACAGCAUUUGUUGGUAAUACGUCAAUCAGAACACAAGGAGAACAUGAUAUACAAUAUUUGAAGGGCUCUGGACUUCAAGCACAGGCAGAAAAUUCUGCCAUUUCAGCGGACCUGUUUGCAUCUGCGUUUUUCUCAGCACAACAUGGAAAUUUCCAAAGGUUAUUCCUGGAUUUGACACGCAUCAAUGUACGUUUGGAUUUCCCAUCAGGGUUAAAGUUUCUCUCUGGUGCUGCUCGUGUGGGUUAUAAUCUGUAUAAUUCUCAAGAACCAAGUUGGGAAACAAUUGAGACGUUAUGUCCAAAAGCCACCUUGUCAUUUCAGCAGCAGAUUGCUGGACCUUUCAGCCUUAGAGUUGAUUCUGAAGUAGCACUUGAUCUGAAAAAAGGGAACUGGUACCCAGUCAUGAAUGAUCCUGUAUUUGCAGUUGAAUAUGCCUUGCAAGUUCUUGGUUCAGCAAAGGCUGUUGCUUGGUAUUCACCGAAGCAGCGCGAAUUUAUGUUGGAACUUCGUUUCUUCGAGACCUAAAACCAUAAAUAUUUUUCCAGAAUUUGUUCUGGGCAGUCUAAUGGUUUCACCUCUUUGGCUCAUCAUUGGUCGUCAUCUUUUUAUUUGUAUUAUGUCGUUUAAAAUUAGUAGCAAUCUAGCCAUCUUGGUUGAGUUGAUAAGCAUAUGGACUUGGAACAUCAGAAGUGCGAACACAUUCCAGCAUGUGUGUGUAAAAUUCUAGAGGUAAUGAUCAUGUGGUUCUUAUUGUUAUUGAUAGUUGGAAGUGAUGAUCUUUAAGAUCACCAAUGAUGGGGUUAUAGCUUUUGACACUUUGUGAUCUGCCAGUCGGGAUUUGAAACUGGGAAAGAUUAUUUUUAGACAGAUCCCAAAGUGAUAAAUGCAGACUUUUCGAAACUUUGCUAGUUAUGAGUUAGUAUUUGUUUGUGUCGAAUUGUUUAUUGAAGAUUCUUUAAAUGAGAGAUAUAGCAGUUACAUUUAGUGCAACUCAUCACCGCAUUGGAAAACCUCCCCGAGUCUUCUUGAAGGUCAAUUUUGAUAGUGCAACUUUUCCUGAGGACAGCUCCUUUGGUGUUGGACUGGUUGUACGGAAUAUAGGGGUGCCUUUGCAUGUUUUGUCGGGGAACUCAGAGGAAGCUUUUCAUAACAUGUUAUUGAGUCGUACGCUGCAACCCUUGGGAUGUUCCUGACAUUCCAGUUGAAGCUUCUAAGAGUGAUCAUAGAGAUGAUUCAGUAUUUUUUUUGGUAUGACCUACAAGUAUCUGCAUCUGAUUUGCGGUCUACGACUAAUUCUGUUCGAAUCGGGCCGAGCUCCUUGUAAGGGUAAGUGCUUCCUACAUUGUCCUUUUCAUUUUCAUGAGUUUCGAAUCCGAGAUCUCGUGGUUAAAGGAUGUAAGCUUUUUUUACUUGCACCAACAUUUGUUGGUAUUGAGGUAAUUCAGUGAAAGACAUUAUUGAGCUAUGAA